CCAGCUGCUGCAGAGCGCGCAGCGACAAUAUAAAUUAACAAAAAUUGAGUCUAAAUUCUGAAAAAGUGCACAAAUUUGCUGUUAAAGUGUAGUGUGAUUGUAUAGAAAGUGUUUGCAAAAAUAUCCUACAAUUUCAGAUGAAAACGGCACCAAAAAGCCAACAACACGAAGCAAUAGAAUAAGAACAGCCACCGCAUCAACAACAACAAGUAGAAAAGCAAGGCGCAAGUGGAUAUCUCUCAAUGGCCGCCACUACAACAACAACUACGACAUUAGCAACAACCACCGGCAAUAGUGCAAACAGCGGCGACCACAUAAUUACCAACAACAAUAGUAAUAACAACCAUCAUAGCUUAACGGUGCACACCGUUUUAAACACACCCACCAGCGUCGCCACAGCCGUUGCAGACGCCGCAACUGUUGCCAUAGCCAAGGACAUGCUUCAGCUGCAUCAUGGCGCCGCCGCAGCGUUGAAUAACAACAACAAUAGCAGCAACAAUAGUAUCGGUGUCGAAUUGCCGGCCAAUCAAAACAGCAGCAGCAACAACAACUCAGCAAACCACCCACCUGCCCAAGUAGUAACCGCAACUGGUUCCACCGGCACACCGCCGGACAAUGCCUACGGCGAGUUACGUUUCAAUCAGGAUGUCCUUUACAUUACUGAUGCUGUGACCGUCAUCGGACGCAACUCGUCCACCUCGCUGGUGCACUUUCACGUGGCCGAGAAUAAUUUGGUCUCGCGGAAACAUUUCCAGGUUCUGUACGACGUUGAGCAGCGUGCCUUCUUCGUGCAGUGUUUGAGUAAAAAUGGCAUUUUCGUUGAUGAUUUCCUGCAGCGGCGCAAUGCGGAUCCACUCCGAUUGCCUCAGCGGUGCUACUUUCGCUUUCCAAGCACCGAGAUACGCAUCGAGUUUGAGAGCUAUAUGUCAACGCCUGUGGCCGCGCAGGAUGCAUCACAUGUUGUUGCGCCUGCUCAUGGUCUAGGCACUCCUGCCGUUGCCUCUGCCACAGGCGUAAAUAACAACCACAAUGCAGGAACAGGCGCAGCUGGCGCACAUGUCAUCAUUACGCCGCCAGUACGAGAAGAGCUGCUGCCACAUCAGCAGAAUGCGCAUCAUCUCGGCCAGCAACAUCAGCAAGCAUCGCUCCACUUGCAGCAGCAACAGCAGCAGCAUCACCCACACUCCGCCACUCAUUCUCCACACCCGCUUCAUCAAACAGCCCUACAGCAGCAGCAGCGCGGCGGUGCCGCUACUGGGGGUGUGCCACCCACUGCUACUCAUUUACUGCCCGGCAAUGAUAGUGCUGGUGGUGGCGGCAUCUACUCUCCUCUAAAGAUAUCCAUACCGAAGAAGGAACAGAAGAGCCCCUAUCUAUCACCAACUGGUACAAUAAGCGCUGCCAACAGUUGUCCGGCUAGUCCACGUCAGGGUUUCCAUCAAAGCCAGCCAAACAAUUACAACAACUAUACCAAUAAUAAUACGCCGGAUCUGUUCCAGACCCCAUCCACAGCCAGUUACAAUCACAAUGAGAAGCCGCCGUACAGCUAUGCCCAAUUGAUUGUACAAGCCAUCUCCGCCGCACCAGACAAGCAAUUGACACUCUCCGGCAUUUAUUCAUUCAUUGUCAAGCACUAUCCGUAUUACCGCAAGGAAACCAAUAAGGGCUGGCAAAAUUCCAUACGUCAUAAUCUCAGUUUGAAUAGGUAUUUCAUAAAAGUUGCACGCUCUCAGGAUGAGCCUGGCAAAGGAUCAUUUUGGCGCAUUGACCCGGACAGUGGGGCCAAGCUAAUUGACCACAGCUACAAGAAGAGACGCCAGCGAAGCAGCCAGGGCUUUAGACCACCGUAUGGUAUGCCACGUUCGGCGCCUGUCUCUCCCAGUCAUAUGGAUAAUUCACGCGAGAGUUCCCCACUGCAGGACAUUGUAUUACAAUCAGCGCCUGGCUCACCGGGCCUAUCAUUGGAGCAGCGUACAGCUGAUACAGAAAUCAUUUACAACUCACAGAACGCACACCAGCAGCAACAACAACAACAGCAGCAGCAACAGCCACAGGCACUGCAAAACAAUUCCAAUCAAUACAACAGCGGCAGUCCGUACUAUGUAACCAAUCAAAAUUCCGCAGUUAGUGUGCAGCAAGCGCACGUGGAGAGCAAUGCAGGCAGCGGCGGUGGUGGUGUUGGUGCUCUGAUUGCACUCAAACGGAACCACGUGAUGGCCGUAGCACAUCCGGCCUCAGCAUCGCUACACCAACAGCAGACGGCGGCACAACAACAGCAGCAAUCUGAGAUUAUCUACGAGGAGCUGCCAACCGAUUACAGUGGUCAUAUUGAAGGGGCUGAUGAUGAAUGCGCCAAUGCUGGUGCUGAAGCGGCCAAAAGACCUAAAUAUGUAUCCGAAGUGCUCUGAUGCGUACGCAUACAGAAGAAACACAAGAGCAAAUGAAAGGAGGAUAAGGAAGAAACUUAAGCUAAAUUCGAUAUGUGGGGAUGUCUUCAGGCCCACAAACUCAAACCCAUAACAAACAAACAGAGAGAAAAUAAAACAAAAGAAACAACCAAGCCCACUUGAAAGAAAGAAUAGAAAGCAAAGCAAAAUAGUAUCUCCAUCUUGUAUAUUGAAUUUGCCAAAAAAAAAAGAAGAAAAACCCCGAUCCUACUGGAAAAAAAGAGACAAUUUAUAAGGAAAUGUUUACAAAUAGAACUGUGAGAUUGUGUUUUAAAGGUGGCCGUACAACGGCUAAACUGCAUGCACACUUUUCAAAACGAAAAACAAAAACAUAAAUUACGAUUUAACCCUUAGCUCUGACGAAUUCAAUAUGCUCGAUGACGCUACUCUCUAAGUACAUAAAAUAAAAAUAAGUUAAAAGCGAAUUAAAACAAAAAUUAUAUAUGUAUGUAUAAAAAUAUAUACGAUUGAUUGUAAUAA
Molecule: messenger RNA, 2927 nt
Organism: Scaptodrosophila lebanonensis
Lineage: Eukaryota; Metazoa; Arthropoda; Insecta; Diptera; Drosophilidae
Gene: FoxK
Product: forkhead box protein K2
Exons: 9
Coding region: 243-2408 (721 amino acids)
Biological process (GO): regulation of transcription by RNA polymerase II
Molecular function (GO): DNA-binding transcription factor activity, RNA polymerase II-specific; protein binding; RNA polymerase II cis-regulatory region sequence-specific DNA binding
Source: RefSeq, a predicted model, not a curated record